Messenger RNA from Trypanosoma grayi, 2769 nucleotides. RefSeq lists its product as hypothetical. The transcript has a single exon. The record is from RefSeq and is a predicted model, not a curated record. Lineage: Eukaryota; Euglenozoa; Kinetoplastea; Trypanosomatida; Trypanosomatidae. The coding region runs from base 1 to 2769 and encodes 922 amino acids.
AUGAGCCGCGCGGACAAGAGGCAACAUCGCGACAACGUCGUUGGGACUUCAAAGGAUGCGGCCGUGCGUCUUUACGCCUUCGCCAACACAAGGCCGGGGUAUCAACUCGUGUUCUCGCCGGAGCAACCAAUCAUCGUGCUCAAGACAAAGAAGGGCGCGACGGAGCAGCACCCGUGCAGACAGUGGGCACCGUUCGCCUCGCUUGUCUUUUCGCAGCGACCCAACACGACGCACGCCCUGUACGUCGUUGACACAACAGCGCUGCCGGAGUCGAUGGAGAAGGAGGAGAGCGUGACACCUGUCGUCGGUCCAUUGAUCAAGCGGCUUUCCAACGUGGUGGCGAGGCUUAACCCGCACGACGCCACAAUGAUUGCCGCCGGUGUGUCUGCCCCGCUUGCCUUCAAGUAUGCGGUCAUGGGAGAGAAGAUGCUUGGCCACAGGGACCGUCUCGUGCGCCGGCUCAUUCUUGUCUGCCCCGCGUCCAUAGGUCCGUUCCAGGUGAUGCUGCAGGCAGUGGGCAAGAGAGCCCCGGUGGAAGACUACCCAAAGCCGCAGCUCGUCGUGCUGCUCGCAGAUGCCGUCCAUGCACGCGGCUGGCGCGAGUGGCUGCAGGAGCCUGCCAUCGCCUCCCUACUGGACACGUGGUCCGUCACGACCAAUUUGUCACCUACGCUCUUUGCCGCCGUGGCGCGUGAAGCCGGCAGCGAGGCGGAUGGCACAGCGGUGAAUUUGGAGACACACUACAGCGGCCCGCGUGUGUUUCGUAUUGACUUUGUUCUGAGCAAGGCUACAAAGAAGACAGAGCAACACGUGACUCUGAGUCCGCUGGAGUCGACAGGGUGCGAUGAUGAUGCCGCACACAACAACUCAGGGACAGAAGAGGACGUAGACGAGAAUGAAGAAGAAGAUGAUGAUGAAAAUCAUGAGGGGUGUGGAGGCCAUUGCUCACAGGAAUGCCAUGGACACAGUGGGGCGGCGAGUGUGUUUGGGCUCGCCACCUUGCAGCACUGUGUGCAUCCGACAAGUGUGGUUGCGGAGGGCCGCAUCAUGGAUGCCGCAAUGAAUAUUCUGGGCACAACGCAGGGCAGAGUGUGUGUGCACCGUCUCCGGGACGCUGCGGGGUCGCUGAAACUGGCCAAAGGCCAGGCAAUUCGCGUACAGUCUCGCUUGCAACGCGAUGAAUUUGGACGCACCACAUUGGAGGCGAUGACUGUAGUGCAACUCACGCGAAUGCAGGCGAGGCGAUCAAUGACUAUAUGCUCAAUGGGUGAAGUCCCGGCGUACAAUGUGUCUGCCACUGCGCACGCCUGGGGUGCCCUCCUUAUUCGAGGGCGUAAGUGUGUACUAGUGCGCAGCCAUGAUGGCGAGUUUGACGGCAUGCGUCUGCCGUUUCUGUUCCACGAGAGUGCUGAAGAAUCUUCCGUGGAAUGCGCCAUGCAGGCUCUCUGCGAACGGUGUGACAUCAGUCCGGACAACUUCUAUAUGCCGAGCUACUUUCCACCUGUGUGCUACUACGACAGAAGCCUUGCUGACGGAAUCACUGUGUGUGUGACCAUGCACGUCGCGUUGGCGGUCAGCCCGCCGUCGGGCGGUGCUGGUGAUGCUACAGAGGAUGAAGAGAGCCCGGAUGAGCCUUACGACUGGUUCAGCUACGCGAAGGCGAUGCGCCUUCUGCAGACAGAGGCGGAGCAAGAAGCCCUUCGCGAUCUGCAGCGCUGUGUGCGCCGCGCCCACGACGCUGGUUUGUACGUACCGCUAAAGGGAUUUGGCGUUUUUGGCGAUGAAGUGGGUGCUGCUGCCGGCGUCGUAGCAGCGCCGCAGUCGCUGGCAGGACUCGAGUUGCUGGUAGUGUGUGCACCUGGCGAUGCCGAGGGACGGGCGAUGGGUAUAGUUCGUAAGCACUUUGGGGAAAAUGCUGUGCGCGUCGGUGAGUCAACACCACGGGCGGAGAUUGAGAGAGCUGCAUUCGCUGCUGUGCGGGCAGGCGCACGCAGUCUAGUUCUCUGUAUCACCCCCGAUGUUGACAUCAACCUGUUCUCCGAAGAGGAGUUGACUUACUGGUCGCAGCGGGAGGUGCGCCCGCGUUGCGUAACCCUCCUCUUGCCGGGCGUGAGUGAGAGAAUCGUGCAGCAGGAGGAUGGGAGAGCUGCUGCUGCCUUUGUAUACGAUGCAAUGAUAUCCGAUGCCCUCCUCACCGUUGACAGCGAAAUGAGGCGCUUCACACCGCCAGUGUGGGGUUUGCUGCGCCUCGCGAGCAAAUUAAACAGCGACCUUGCGCUCUACUCGGGCAUCGCGCCACGCCAGCCCAUCAACUUCCCCCCAGUUGCCGCCACUACUACCGCUGAUGCUGAGGCGGAUCUGUGCGAGAUCACCAUCCGACGCACAGGCCGCCCUAUCGCUGCAGCACGACUUGCUCCGCUGCUGGAGGCGGAGGGGCUGCAGCAGUGUUACCACCACGCCAUGCUGCUGUGGGCGCAAGGGGAGGUGUGGUUGGCGAGUCGCCCACACGCAAGGGGCGUUGUGACCCUCGACGCCAGUUCCCGCUGCCUCACACUGGAGGAAGGGGACCGAUGGGAGGAAGAGGAGGAUGGUGAACAGAAGGGUUUGGCAGCUCGGGAGAAUGUCAUAACACUGCAUGUUUGGGCAACACAGGCGUCAUGUGCAGAGUUGGAGUGUGCAGUAGGGGCAAUGCUGGACGGAAUGCUGUGCAGCUCCGUCCCAACGGAAGCAGAAUCAAUGGGAGACGACGGCCUUCCCACGUGGGAUUGA